AUGGAAUCUAGGAUUCAAGAUGCUCUCCAGUACCUUGAGCAAUUUCCUGCGGCUAAAAUAGCCACUGUGGCUCGGGAGUUUGGUGUGCCGCGCAGCCGACUUCGGAGACGACUUGCUGGCCGACCACCCAAAAAGGGCCGGCCUGCAACCAAUACAAAGCUAUCGGCUACUGAAGAGAGGGCUCUAUGCCACCAUAUCGACCGUCUUGACAGAAUCAACCUUGCAGUACGGCCAGAGUUUGUUACAGACGCAGCCAAUUGCAUACUACGAGAGCGGACCCCUCUGGCCCAUCGUGGACAUCCGCCUGUGGUUGGCCUUAAUUGGACUACCCGCUUCCUACGGCGUCACAACUACGGCAAGAGACUUCAAAAGAAGCUUCACUCUGACCGUCAGGCAUCGGAAGACCUCAGCCGAGUUGCCGAGUACUUCCAGAAACUCUCACAUGUCUACCAGGAAGAGGGAAUACUAUCAGAGGAUAUCUGGAAUAUGGAUGAAACCGGAUUCCGUAUUGGCGUUGGUAAGGACCAGCUGAUCGUUACCAAGCGGAAGAGAGCCCACUACUUUGGAAUCCCUGAAAAUAGGGAGUCUGCUACUGCAAUCGAGGCUAUUUCGGCGGGUGGGGAGUAUAUUCCUGCUUUCUUGAUCGUGGCGGGCCAAGUCCAUAUGGCUCAAUGGUAUGCUCAACCUGAAUUGAACCCAGAUACAGCCAUCAGGCCGACUCCGAGCGGGUAUACAAAUGAUCAAGUGGGUCUGGAAUGGCUUGAACACUUCGACAAGCAUACAGCGAAGAAAAGAGUAGGCAAAAAGCGUCUACUCAUCCUUGAUGGCCAUGGUUCACACCAUACAAAGGAAUUCAUCGCGUACUGCGAUGCCCACGAUAUCGUGCCCUUUGGCUUGCCUCCAAAUCUCACCCAUUUGCUACAGCCCCUGGACGUGGUGGUCUUCCAGCCUUUGAAGCACUACCACGCAAAGGCGCUUGACGUCAUGGUUCGAGAUGGGCUUGUCAACAUCACCAAGAUCGAGUUCCUCAGCUGCAUUGAAGAGGUCCGCAGGCAGGCAUUCAAGGAAAGCACGAUUCUGACUUCGUUCAAGAAGACUGGAAUUUGGCCAUUCAACCCACAGUCAGUUCUCAAGAUUCUGGAAGAACGGCAGGCAAAGAAGACACCGUCGCCUCCUUCAAGCACGGGAGGACUUCAUUCAUCACCGUUUUCCACGCCGUUGACACUUAGACAGAUGAAUAAGGUGGCAGACAAGCUAGAGGAUUUCCUUGAAGAAGACCAGCACCUGGACCCGGAGUUUGCACACGAUAUUGGUCGGUUUAUCAGAGGGUCCCUGAUAAGCGCUACGGAGCUGUUACAGACGAAGAGGGAUCUAGGGAGGACGCAAUAUGCGCAGCGCGUCCAAAAACAACGCAGGGCGAUGAAGAAUUCGCCGCUUCAGUCAGGAGGGGUACUAACAGUGGCCGGGGCCGGGCAUAUGGUGCGGCAGAGAGAAGAAGACGCAGUUGCUAAGGCGAGGAGGAUGGUGCAAGCUGCGGAUGAGAAGGCAAUUAAGGUGGUCAAACGGGUGAUAUUCGAAGCGGCCAAAGUUGCACGUAAAUGGAGGAUGUCCGGGAAGCUAAAACCAGCUGUAGUGUACGAGUCUGGGCUAUUUCCUAGAGCGUUAAAGAGAUUCUAA
Pochonia chlamydosporia 170 is the source of this 1677-nucleotide messenger RNA. RefSeq names its product DDE superfamily endonuclease. The transcript has a single exon. Gene Ontology annotation, molecular function: DNA binding. Gene Ontology annotation, cellular component: nucleus. The record is from RefSeq and is a predicted model, not a curated record. NCBI's taxonomy places the organism in Eukaryota, Fungi, Ascomycota, Sordariomycetes, Hypocreales, Clavicipitaceae. Bases 1 to 1677 code for a protein of 558 amino acids.